AUGCACGGCGAACUAACACCACAGACGUGCCGGGUGUGUCUGGAGCCGAGUCCACGUCUGCAGAGGCUGGAGGAGUGCCGUGAGGAGGGCGAGGAGACGCCAAACGAGAUGCUUACUCAGCUUCUGGGAAUUUCUUAUAGCAGGUUAAAUGAGAGCGAACACAUCCCUGAUGGCAUCUGCCGGUCAUGCAAGGUGGAGCUCAACAUGGCCUUUCAGUUCCGCGAGAAGGCCCUCCGCAAACAGGCGGAGAUUGAGGACUAUCUCCGCGAAAUGGGCCUGAUUGAAGAGUCCGAGGAGGUAAUGAUCAAGGAGGAGGAAGGUUCGCAAACGCAGUGCGACGAGGAGAUGUACGUCAUCGAAGAGAGCCCAGUCGAAAAAGAGCAUGAGGAGUACCUGGAAGUAGACGCCACUGAACAGCAGGAGUGCAUGGGCGACACCAUCGAGUACUUAGAGGAUAACUACACCAUUGACAUAAAUCCGGAACAAGGCGAGAUUGUGGUUGAGGAGGCCAAGGAGGAGUAUGAAGAGACACAGCAGGAGCAGCUGGUGCUGCAGGAGGCGGCCAAGAGCAGUAUAAAGGCCCGGCGUGGACGCGUUCGUCGCGGCCUCAACUCGCUGACCACAUCCGACGGCACCGAGAAGGGCGGCUACAUCUGCGACGUGUGCGGCAACUUCUACGAGAAGCGAGGAAGAAUGAUGGAGCAUCGGCGAAGACACGAUGCCGUGUGUCAGUAUGCCUGCGAAUUGUGCGAUGCCAAGUUCCAGGUGCGCGAGCAGCUUCGCAAGCACAUGUUCUCCCACACUGGAAGCAAGCCCUACAAGUGCAGCUUCUGCAGCCGUCAAUUCUUCUACGAAAGCGUGCUCAAGUCCCAUGAGAAUGUUCACCGUGGCAUCAAGCCGUAUGUGUGCAAGGUAUGUGACAAGCCAUUCGCCUACGCUCAUUCGUUGACCAAGCACGAGCUUAUCCACACGGACAUCAAGCAGUAUCGCUGCGAAUAUUGCCACAAGGAUUUCCGUCUCUUGCAUCAUAUGCGCCAGCAUGAGGAGACAAAGUUGCAUCAGAACGCCGUGUUGCUGGCCGAAACUAGAAGAUAGAGCUGGUAGCCGAUGUCAAUGGGGCGGAUGAGCUAUGAAUUCAAACUUAUUAAGGAAAACAGUAGUGUAGGUUUUCUAAGUGCUAUCCCCAAAAUCCUUAAGGACCAUUUCAAUACUAGUUCUUAGGAAUACAUUUAAGGGAUCCCUGCUAACUCAAUAUCAAUGUACGAAUAAUCGUUUUUAGUUAAUACGAUGAA
This is a messenger RNA of Drosophila serrata, 1292 nucleotides long. RefSeq names its product Zinc-finger protein (gene Zif). Lineage: Eukaryota; Metazoa; Arthropoda; Insecta; Diptera; Drosophilidae. Gene Ontology annotation, molecular function: zinc ion binding. The record is from RefSeq and is a predicted model, not a curated record. Gene Ontology annotation, biological process: regulation of gene expression. Gene Ontology annotation, cellular component: nucleus.